This is a messenger RNA of Hymenoscyphus albidus, 1083 nucleotides long. Lineage: Eukaryota; Fungi; Ascomycota; Leotiomycetes; Helotiales; Helotiaceae. The record is from the annotation of a GenBank genome assembly.
AUGAGCAGCCCAGCUAUGUCUACAAGUACAUCUACAUCACCAGCCCUCUCUUUCGAACCAUUUCCGCGUCUCCCUGCCGAAAUCCGAGACGCGAUCUGGAAAUAUGCGGCCGAGUCGGCAGUUUUCAAAACCAAGCACAGUCCCAUUCUCGGCGCCAUCUGGAUCUGCCCCAACGUCGACCUUACUCGUCCCGCAAGAGCGCUCCUCAUUUCUCCUCGAGACUUCAAGAUGGCAUAUUGUGCAAGACACUACGACACAAAUGAAGAAGAUGAUUCAGACGAUACGAGUAGUACUCAAUCACUCACCACUAGCUUCGACCCUGGCCACCCUCCCUACAGGUGGCUUCUGGGGGGUGAUGAUUCCGAUAUACACAAUUGCCUACCUGGGGAGCAAGAAGAAACAGCGUUUGAGGAGUACUUCAGUUGCAGCCUUCGCCGGCAUGACGCGUAUGAUGCAUACAAAGAAGAAUUGGAAUCGUUUUUGAGCCUCCUACAUACCUGUCGAGAAGCGCGAAGAAGUACAAUGGAGGGGUAUAAUUUGCUAGGCUGCCCUUCUCAGUAUGCUCUUGACUGUAGAGAUUGGAAUCCACAAGAUGUAUUAUUCUUCCCACUGGAUACGGGUCUUUACAGCGAGUUCCGUAUCACAAUGCUAUUCAGAUGGAUGAUCCGUUUAGGAGCGGCUGCGCCGCACUUUGCUGCCACCGUAGAGCACCCGGCUCUUCCCUAUGAGUCGCUGAUUUUCUCGCAGAUUCUGGAGAUUAUCUCCCCUGAGGACAAUUUUGCGGUUUUGGAGAGAUAUCCAGACAUCCUGCCCGAAGAACUUCUUGAGCGCUUUCUCGCCAACUUUCCAAAUCUCCAAACUGUGAUGGUUGUCAAAGAUACUGUAGGAGUGACCGAACGCCCACGUGGCAGCUUUGUGCUCUAUACUCCUUACGACGUGCGAAUUCGUGGAUUCUCUUACCUAGGAAAAAGGCCGAUUGAAAUUGAGCAAGAAAUCGCAGAAUUGCUUCAGAAGGCCGCUAUCCGAUUCGUUCUACCCAGAAAGGUUCCUGUUCAAUUUUGUGUCCUGGGUUGUGAGUAUUGA